Molecule: messenger RNA, 3714 nt
Organism: Aspergillus saccharolyticus JOP 1030-1
Lineage: Eukaryota; Fungi; Ascomycota; Eurotiomycetes; Eurotiales; Aspergillaceae
Product: putative inositol polyphosphate phosphatase
Exons: 6
Coding region: 1-3714 (1237 amino acids)
Biological process (GO): phosphatidylinositol dephosphorylation
Molecular function (GO): protein binding; phosphatidylinositol-4,5-bisphosphate 5-phosphatase activity
Source: RefSeq, a predicted model, not a curated record
AUGGAGGGAAACGGCCAGAAGACGGACGGCACGGAUAAUGCCCACAUUAGACCCGUAUCCUCCCUGCUUUCGCAUUUCGAGAACCUGUCGCAUCGCCGAGCCCCGUCCGCCGCAACGAAUGGCACACGCGACACCCCUUCCUUUCUCAGGACUCUUGAACCGGGCGAAGACGUCCGCUCUUCUGCACGAGCCUCUCUCGAUUUGUCGCGCUCACAUACACCAUGGGAAUCAACGCCGGAGCUGAAUAGAGGAACGGGGUCUUUGCAUGGCAGCAUCCCACCGCGACCCGGCCGUACCCCCGGAGUUUCUCCUGGACGGCGGCAGGAUAGGCCUAUGUCUCUGAGCUUGCGUUCCUCGCCGCAGCUCCCACCAACCUUGACGGUCGACUCUCCUCGAUCGCCUCCUCGGGGAUUCGGAUCGCUGGGUGAGCAUGAGGAGCAUGCACGGUUCUCCCGCAGUCCGCCCGGCGCAUCCAGAGAGUCUUUGGCGACAAUCCCGCAGGGAGGCCGUCCGACGACCCCCGUCACAUCGCGCUUUCCUGCCGAAUCCAAACCAGGGCGCCUUUCUCCGACACCGACGGAGGUAUUAACCAGUGGCCGCGAAAGCCCGCAAGACCGUCAGGGGAAAAGCGCAUCUCUUCCACCGCCAGUGAAUCGGGUAGAGAAGCCCAAGAUCCCCGUCAAACCGGCCGCUUUGUCUCACCACGAUGGAGGCUCCCUCGUUGCUCCGCAGCCAGAGCGGGCGUCCGCGGAGGACCGAAUUUCGCCGUUCAGUACACCCCCAAGCAGCCCCGAGAAAGAUUCUCCCAGGAAUAAUUCUGCUACUGCGAGAGGCGCGCCGUUUAGGCGCUCCCCUUCUCACCGGUCACCCUCCCAGCCACCAGCAGAGCCUCCGCGCCAUCGCUUCGAAGAGCGAACCUCUACACCUCAGCUUCCUCUAUUUCGGGAGCCUGCAUUCACACAGCGGCACUCGGUCCCGGAGCCUCCGCGCGAGACCAGGCCCCUGUCUGUGCAAAUUCCUCCCAGACCGUCGCUUCCCGCAGAACCUCUCUCAGCCGUGCCGCUCUCUGCAAACCGGCUAACGAUGCAUGACGCAUUGCCAGAUCGUCCAGGAUUGCCUCCGCGGCAGCCAUCAAUUGCGCGAAGGGGCGGCCCGUCACCGUCGCGAUUGUCCUACCAACGAGAAAGUUCCGCGCAAUCCAUUCCGCCGCCGACUCCGCAGCGGGAGUCCAGGUACUUGGACAGCCCAGCAUUCUCCAUGCCGCCUCCGACGCCUAUCCGGGAGUCGCGGCAACCACGUCGGGAUGAACCUCCGACUUCGACGACAAUCCAGCGCCAUCCGUCAAUCGCUCGAGAGAGCAGGCAGCUGCCGCCUCCGGCUGUUCCGGAACGACCGGCGGUGGAGCGUCCAGUUGUGGAGCGACCGGUGGUCGAAAGACAAGCAGUGCGUGUCCAUAGCGAAGACGAGCAGAAUCUCGAUCACGUUCCCGUUUCGCGUAACGAUUAUCCCGAUGCGUCAACUGCCAACAGACGACCGCCCCUUCUCAAGUCGGGCCCGCUGGAGAUCAACACAAGGUAUGAUACGCGCCUCAUGGAUGUGUGCGGAAAGCACGUGUGCACCACGGGGUAUAUCACGCGGGUAUGGGAUCUUACAACCGGAGAACAACUCAUGAGUCUGAGUCAUGGCGAAACAGUCAAGAGCCUGUCGCUGGCCUUUAAACCCGGCGUUGGGUUGGAAGAUGAAGGCCAGCGCGUAUGGCUCGGUACGAAUUCUGGUGAGUUGCAUGAAGUGGAUGUUGCAACCGGCUCAAUAGUAGCAUCACGCUCGUAUCCUUCCCGAAAAGAGGUCAUCAAGAUUCUCCGUCACAAGAAGGAAAUGUGGACCCUUGAUGACGAGGGUCGGUUACUGGUGUGGCCGCCGGAUGAGAACGGCACUCCCAACCUUCAGUACAGUUACCACAAUCCGUAUGACCGGGUCGCCCGCGGGCACACUUUCUCCAUGGUAGUAGGCGAUAAGCUCUGGUUGGCUGCGGGCAAAGAAGUCCAUGUCUACAGACCCAAUGCGCGGGAUGAUGUUUCCUUCAAGGUACUCAACAGGCCGCUGGGCGCGCAUCACACUGGCGAUGUUACGUCUGGCGCAUAUACUACACGAGACGGCGGCUUGGUCUAUCUCGGCCAUUCGGACGGCAAAGUGACUGUUUAUUCUGCCAAGGACUAUGCGUGUCUGGCGGUGGUCAAUGUUAGUGUUUACAAGAUCAAUUGUCUGGGAAUUGUUGGGGACUACCUGUGGGCGGCGUACAAAACCGGCAUGAUCUACGUUUACGAUACGAGCACGAAUCCUUGGACUGUGAAGAAGGACUGGCGAGCCCAUGACAGCCCUGUUAGCGGGUUCUUGUUGGAUUCCAGCAGUGUGUGGACGAUGAACCGACUUCAGGUGACCUCAUUGGGCGACGACAAUUGCAUUCGACUCUGGGAUGGAAUGCUGGAGGAUGACUGGCUAGAAACCCGGAUGCAGAACAGAGAUGUUGAGUUUUGCAGCUUCCGCGAGAUCAAUGCUGCCGUCAUUACUUGGAAUGCAGGUGCUUCGACUCCCGGCAGUGUGCGGACGUCGUCGUUCAUUCCAGAUGCUAUCCACCCAGAGAACCCCCCUGAGAUUAUCGUCUUUGGCUUCCAGGAGCUAGUAGAUCUGGAAAAUAAGAAGAUCACUGCCAAGAGUCUUCUUCUGGGCAGCAAGAAGAAAGACAGCGGAGACAAGGAGCAUAUGAGUCGGCAGUAUCGGGUGUGGAUGGAGCAUUUGACACGCUGCAUCAACGACUGCAUGCCGCUGGAGGAGUCUUAUGUGCUUCUGCAUAGUGCGAAUAUGAUCGGACUCUUUACCUGCGUGUUCGUCAAACACACAGAGCGGCAGAGAAUUACCGACAUCAGCGCCUCUGAGAUCAAACGCGGUAUGGGAGGUUUGCACGGCAACAAGGGUGCUCUUCUCUUCCGCUUCACUCUGGAUGACAGCUCGAUCUGCUUGGUCAACUGUCACCUGGCAGCCGGACAGACGCAAACAGCACACCGCAACAAUGACAUCGCGGCGAUUCUUGAAGCGGAGUCGCUUCCCGCCGAGCCGAGCCUCUCGACUCGUGCGAACCGGUACGUGAGUGGCGGCGACGGGUCGAUGAUCAUGGACCACGAGAUUUGUAUCUUGAACGGUGAUUUGAAUUACCGGAUUGACGCGAUUCCUCGCAAUGUGAUCAUCGACGCGAUCCGCAGCAACAACCUCACGAAGCUGCUCGAACGCGACCAGCUGCUCGCCUCGCGGCGCAAGAAUCCUGGUUUCCGCCUACGGUCCUUCAACGAGUCUCCAAUCACCUUUGCACCGACCUACAAGUACGACGUCGGCACGGACGAGUACGACUCGAGCGACAAGAAGCGGGCCCCGGCCUGGUGUGACCGGGUAUUGUAUCGUGGCCUCGGCCGGGUGCGGCAGCUCGAGUACCGUCGCCACGAGGUGCGGGCGUCCGACCAUCGGCCUGUCAGCGCUGCUUUCAAGCUACGCAUCAAGACCGUGCUGCCCAAGGAGCGCGAAGCUAUAUGGGAUGCAUGCCAGCAAGAGUUUUCCCGAGAGAAACGUCGACUUGCCUCCGAGGCGAGUAUCGAAUACCUCAUCACGGUCCUAGGCACCGACCCACAGCAGGCUCGGUCGUUGAUCAUGGGCAACGGGAAUUAG